Molecule: messenger RNA, 408 nt
Organism: Hyaloscypha bicolor E
Lineage: Eukaryota; Fungi; Ascomycota; Leotiomycetes; Helotiales; Hyaloscyphaceae
Product: bola-like protein
Exons: 2
Coding region: 1-408 (135 amino acids)
Source: RefSeq, a predicted model, not a curated record
AUGCUGCGCAGAUCGGUGUUGUCUCUCGCACGGCGACAGCUCUCAGCAAUGGCCUUGCAAACACCAAUGGAAGACGCCAUGCGCACAAAGAUCACCGAAGCCCUCAAGCCCUCGACACUCGAAAUCCAUAACGAUUCCCACCUGCACUCACACCACAAAGCCAUGGCAGGCUCGACGUCUCAAGAAACACACUUUCGAGUCGUCAUUACGAGCGAGGCCUUCAAGAGUAAGAUGCAGCCAGCGCGGCACCGGAUGGUUUAUGCAUUGUUGAAAGAGGAGAUGGCAAGGGAGGGGGGCAUUCAUGCGUUACAAUUGCGGACCAGGACAUUGGAGGAGGAACAGAAGCAAGCGGAGCGCGACUCCACAAGGAAGGGCGAGGGGGUUGACGCCAAGGUUGACGUUGCCUAG